Phyllostomus discolor (pale spear-nosed bat) is the source of this 2411-nucleotide messenger RNA. RefSeq names its product RNA binding protein with serine rich domain 1 (gene RNPS1). The coding region runs from base 737 to 1654 and encodes 305 amino acids. Gene Ontology annotation, cellular component: ASAP complex; cytoplasm; nucleoplasm. The record is from RefSeq and is a predicted model, not a curated record. Gene Ontology annotation, biological process: mRNA splicing, via spliceosome. Lineage: Eukaryota; Metazoa; Chordata; Mammalia; Chiroptera; Phyllostomidae. The transcript is spliced from 9 exons. Gene Ontology annotation, molecular function: RNA binding.
GAACGGCGGCGUCUUCCCGCUCCCUAAUCCUGACGACUGAGCAGCGCCGACCUCGCCGGCUGAGGGGAGCGGGAGGAGGUCGCGGUGGCGGGAAGAUGACCCUCUCGCUGGGCUGGAGACCCAGGCCCGCAACCCUGGGCCCUGCCCUGGAAGCGCUUGCGGUCCGGCGCCUGAACUGAGGAGUUGUGAGUGGACGGGGACGGCGAGGUUGCGUGCGGGGCCUGUGCCCCUGUGGGUGCAGAGUUGCUUUGUGGGAUACCCUGGAAGACCGACUAAUCCUCCCCUCGGGGCCAUUAAUUCAAAACAUUAACUUCACGAACGUUUACCGGGCUCCUAUGUGCCGUUCUCGGUGCUAGCUAGCCCUUGGGUAUACGAUCACUGAGAAAUCAGAGUUCAGUUUGACGGGUUACCCCAGAAGGGAAAGGUAAAGGCGAGGAGAGACUUGGCUUUUUCUAUCUUUGUUAUUUUUGCAUGAAUUGUGCCUAAAAUGUACUUUUAAAUGGGGAAGGUGCUCUGAAGAUUUGAGCUGAACGCCAUCUACUCGCGAUUUAACUAAUUGUUUUCUCCUCUCUCUGGCUGUUGGACGCGCACUUUCCGGAGGAUGGGGGAGGUAACCAAGGCUGCACUUUGGCGUAAAUUGCAAUCGAUUAGGGAUCGUUUCUCAGACUCAAGUUAGAAGUGAGAGUUCAGAUAAGUGAGGCCACCAUUGCUGCUUGGAACACCUCAGAAGGGGAGAAUGGAUUUAUCAGGAGUGAAAAAGAAGAGCUUGCUAGGAGUCAAAGAAAAUAAUAAAAAGUCCAGCACUAGGGCUCCUUCUCCUUCCAAACGCAAAGACCGCUCUGAUGAGAAGUCCAAGGAUCGCUCUAAAGAUAAAGGGGUCACCAAGGAGUCGAGCGAGAAGGAUCGUGGCAGGGAUAAAACUCGCAAGAGGCGCAGCGCUUCCAGUGGUAGCAGCAGCACCAGGUCUCGGUCCAGCUCUACCUCCAGCUCGGGCUCCAGCACCAGCACUGGCUCGAGCAGCGGCUCUAGCUCCUCAUCUGCAUCAAGCCGCUCGGGAAGUUCAAGCACAUCCCGCAGCUCCAGCUCUAGCAGCUCCUCUGGCUCUCCAAGUCCUUCUCGGCGCAGACAUGACAAUAGGCGGCGUUCCCGCUCCAAAUCCAAACCACCCAAAAGAGAUGAAAAGGAAAGGAAAAGGCGGAGCCCUUCUCCUAAGCCCACCAAAGUACACAUCGGGAGACUUACCAGGAAUGUGACCAAGGAUCACAUCAUGGAGAUAUUCUCCACCUAUGGGAAAAUUAAAAUGAUUGACAUGCCUGUAGAAAGAAUGCACCCCCAUCUAUCUAAAGGCUAUGCGUAUGUGGAGUUUGAGAAUCCAGAUGAAGCCGAGAAGGCACUGAAGCACAUGGAUGGAGGACAAAUUGAUGGCCAGGAAAUCACUGCCACCGCUGUGCUGGCCCCCUGGCCUAGGCCACCCCCCAGGCGAUUCAGCCCUCCCAGGAGAAUGCUGCCACCACCUCCCAUGUGGCGCCGGUCUCCCCCACGGAUGAGGAGAAGGUCACGCUCCCCACGGCGCAGGUCCCCCGUGCGUCGGCGAUCCCGCUCCCCCGGCCGGCGCCGCCACCGGAGCCGCUCCAGCUCCAAUUCCUCCCGAUAAGCAAGCCACCGAAGCUCUGCCCCAUAACUUAUAUCCCAUCCAACUCAGUUCUGUCACUUUUCUAGCCGAAGGAGAGUCAGUAGGAAACAAAUUCUCACUCAGGGGCAGGCUUCAAAGGCAGCAUUGAGACGUUUUCCUCUGAAGGCCAAGUUCAGCUGCAGAACUGUUAUUGGGUUGGGGUUGUGCCUAUGAAGAUGCCCUCCAGUUUCCUGGCUAGAAAGUUCCCAUGUUUCCAGUCCCUGAGAGUCAGUUCAGUGGCUAAGCCAGCAGGAACAAGCAGGGUUCUAGCUGGCAGUAUCACCCCAGCCUGGGAGCGCAAUUUUUCAUUCCGCUGAUGACCUAGGGUCAAUCUAGUAGCCUGAAGAUCCUUCAGGAAAGGGCAUGCUUUCGUGCAGCUGCCGUUCCUAUUAACCUGGCUCUGCUUGAGUCUUGACCUCUAGGGUCACACAACCCAUUAGUUGCUGUAAAUGGUUCUGUUCUCAUACACUCGUGUACUGAUACACUCACACCCCACAUCUCCUUUCUUUGAAAUUGGUGAGCAAGUUGAGAGCUGACUCUGUAGGGUCAUUGCACCCCACCUCCACCCUCUUUGUAGUGGUCUUUGGGGUUACCUUGGGAACAUGUACAUUGCUUUUUUGGCUUUUAUUGUACAGUCAGUACUAUAAAUUUUCUGUUUUGAGUUUUUUUGUAACUUUGUAGCAUUUUGUUGUGUAGAGUAAAAGAAUUGUGUUGAAUAAACCUAGGAUUAGAAUGCAGA